Molecule: messenger RNA, 898 nt
Organism: Homo sapiens (human)
Lineage: Eukaryota; Metazoa; Chordata; Mammalia; Primates; Hominidae
Gene: MRPL51
Product: mitochondrial ribosomal protein L51
Exons: 3
Coding region: 127-513 (128 amino acids)
Cellular component (GO): mitochondrial ribosome; mitochondrion
Molecular function (GO): structural constituent of ribosome
Source: RefSeq, marked reviewed
ACAGCUGCCUGGGUAAGGCCCAAGAUGGCUGUCUUCGCCUUAGUACUCGUGUGAAGUUGGCGGGGACGGUUCCUGUCAUCUUCUUGGGCUUAUUUGGUGUGCUGUUGAAGGGGGGAGACUAGAGAAAUGGCAGGGAACCUCUUAUCCGGGGCAGGUAGGCGCCUGUGGGACUGGGUGCCUCUGGCGUGCAGAAGCUUCUCUCUUGGUGUGCCUAGAUUGAUCGGUAUAAGGCUCACUCUCCCGCCCCCCAAAGUGGUUGAUCGUUGGAACGAGAAAAGGGCCAUGUUCGGAGUGUAUGACAACAUCGGGAUCCUGGGAAACUUUGAAAAGCACCCCAAAGAACUGAUCAGGGGGCCCAUAUGGCUUCGAGGUUGGAAAGGGAAUGAAUUGCAACGUUGUAUCCGAAAGAGGAAAAUGGUUGGAAGUAGAAUGUUCGCUGAUGACCUGCACAACCUUAAUAAACGCAUCCGCUAUCUCUACAAACACUUUAACCGACAUGGGAAGUUUCGAUAGAAGAGAAAGCUGAGAACUUCGGAAAAGGCUCAUCUGUCACCCUGGAGAAGGGAAACUGUACUUUUCCCUGUGAGGAAACGGCUUUGUAUUUUCUCUGUAAUAAAAUGGGGCUUCUUUGGAAUUUGAUAGCCACAUACUUUUGUUUUCCUCUAGAUGCUGCCUCUACUCAUGUAGACUAUGAAGUCUUGACUCAUCCUAGAUCUUAGGAUCUUAGGUUUGGGCUUCACACCACUUGCCUUUUACAGUCUAGCUAUACCUAAUUCCUUUAAAAAGAAAAGUUGGUGAGAAUGUUAUUGGCGCUUUUUGACAUAAUGCUGUUAUGUUAAUAGUGUUUCUAAAGAGCCUUCCACACUGAAAUGAAAUAUAAGAGAAAAAUGGAGUCAUA